This is a messenger RNA of Oncorhynchus nerka (sockeye salmon), 4006 nucleotides long. Its product is annotated as prostaglandin E synthase 2-like. Gene Ontology annotation, molecular function: prostaglandin-E synthase activity. Lineage: Eukaryota; Metazoa; Chordata; Actinopteri; Salmoniformes; Salmonidae. The record is from RefSeq and is a predicted model, not a curated record. Bases 51 to 1244 code for a protein of 397 amino acids. Gene Ontology annotation, cellular component: mitochondrion. The transcript is spliced from 7 exons.
UGUUUUUGGUCAGACCAGAUGCAUUGUGGGAGCAGGUUGUGUAAACCAAAAUGUCAGCCUCAAGUUACAACAGUUUUUGGCGCACUGGCUGGGAUGUUUUGCGGGUUCCGAUAGCCAAAAUCAGCCUAGCAGUUGCACUAUCUAAUUUCCCGUCGAGGUGCAGUGCCAGGGCAUAUGGCACAGGCGGCACCACGUUUGGAUCCAAACUCAUCUCCACUCUUCCCCUGCGCGCAACCAACAGGCGCGUCUUUGGGUUCGCUUUUUUGUUCGGAGGGGGAGUCGGCUUGUAUCAAACCAUACAAUUCUCAUUUCAACAGCAUUUUGCAGAGGAUGAAUUGCCCAAUCUCCCCAAUCUCCAAUAUAGCAUCCCCACAAACCACGGCUCUGACCUGACGUUUGCCACAGACUUAACGUUUACCUUAUACCAGUACAAGACCUGUCCAUACUGCAGCAAAGUGCGGGCAUUCCUCGACUACUAUGGUUUUCCAUAUAAGGUUGUGGAAGUCAACCCUGUCAUGCACACGGAGAUCAAAUGGUCAUCGGAGUACCAAACGGUGCCCAUUCUUAUGGUGGAGGGGAAAGAAAUUGUGCAACUGAACAACUCAUCUGUCAUUAUCAGUGCAAUGAAGACGUGCAUGAUUGACAAAGAAAGAACGAUGUCAGAGGUUGUAAAGUACUUUCCGAGACUCCCGUCUACCAAUGCCUGGGGGAAUGAAGUUCUGGAGUACACUAACAAAUACUGGGUGAUGUUGAAUGAGAUUAAGAUCACUGAGGUGUACACAUCUAAAAAUGCCAGAAAGGAGGAGGUACGAUGGCGUCAGUGGGCUGAUGACUGGCUAGUGAACCGGAUAAAGCCUAAUGUGUACAGGACUCCCGCUGAGGCCUUAGCCACCUAUGACCACAUAGUGCGUGAGGGCAACUUUGAUUCUGUUCCUUUUGCCAAGUAUGGAGGGGCCUUCUAUAUGUUCUGGGCCUCCAAGGUCCUGAAAAUCUGGUACAAGUUACAGGACGAUGUAAGGGAAGAUUUGUACAUGGCUGUGAAUGAGUGGAUAACAGCUAUUGGGAGGAAGAGGAAAUUCAUGGGUGGUGACAAACCCAACCUCGCUGAUCUGGCGGUGUAUGGAGUCCUCCGAUCCAUGGAGGACCUGGAGGCCUUUUACGAUGUGAUGGAAAACACCAAGGUGAAGAAGUGGUAUCUGGCCACAGAGAAACAAGUGAAGGAGCAAGGUGGUCGGAACCUAUGAAGAAAACCACUGCAGAACUAUCAUGGCAUAACUGAGUUCUAGGUUGCUGAUUCAGGCUACCACUGCACAUAGAACAUCUGGAUGCAAAGGUUCUCUACCAGUCAGCACACUUUCAUAACAUGACGGUUUUAUAUGUGAAUGAACGGACAGUCUACCAUGUUUCAUGUUCUCUGUACAAUCAAAGCCUCUUUCAAAUAUCUUUAUGGAUACAGUCUUAGUUUCCCAGAGAAAAGGUAGCUCAAUAGUCAUUUUAUGUAUGUAUUAAAAUAAAUGUGUGUAAAUAUAUGACUAUUUAACAGUUAAUGUAUUGCAGUAAUAGACUGUUAUUCACUCUUUGUGAAUCUGCGAAGUAGACCACUAAGCAUGUUUAAUUAUUUUAUCCGUAUGCAUACCUGCAAUUUCACUCGUUUUAUUUGCUGGUGUUGUAUUACCCUGGCACUUCGUUGGUCAAGCUGUGUCAUAGGCCAGAUAUUUUAUACACACAGUCGUGGCCAAAAGUUUUGAGAAUGACACAAAUGUUAAUUUCCACAAGUUUUCUGCUUUAGUGUGUUUAGAUAUUUUUGUCAGAUGUUUCUAUGGAAUACUGAAGUAUAGUUACAAGCAUUUCAUAAGUGUCAAAGGCUUUUAUUGACAAUUACAUGAAGUUGAUGCAAAGAGUCAAUAUUUGCAGUGUUGACCCUUCUUUUUCAAGACCUCUGCAAUCUGCCCUGGCAUGCUGUCAAUUAACUUCUGGGCCAGCCCAUUGGCAGCCCAUUGCAUAAUCAAUGCUUGGAGUUUGUCUGAAUUUGGGUGUUUGUUUGUCCACCUGCCUCUUGAGGAUUGACCACAAGUUCUAAAUGGGAUUAAAGUCUGGGGAGUUUCCUGGCCAUGGACCUAAAGUAUUGUUGUUUUGUUCCCCGAGCCACUUAGUUAUCACUUUUGCCUUAUGGCAAGGUGCUCCAUCAUGCUGGAAAAGGCAUUGUUCGUCACCAAACUGUUCCUGGAUGGUUGGGAGAAGUUGCUCUCGGAGGAUGUGUUGGUACCAUUCUUUAUUCAUGGCUGUGUUUUUAGGCAAAAUUGUGAGUGAGCCCACUCCCUUGGCUGAGAAGCAACCCCACACAUGAAGGGUCUCAGGAUGCUUUACUGUUGGCAUGACACAGGACUGAUGGUAGCGCUCACCUUGUCUUCUCCGGACAAGCUUUUUUUUUCUUGACACCAGGCCAUCCUCAAAGUCUUCGCUUCACUGUGUGUGCAGAUGCACUCACACCUGCCUGCUGCCAUUCCUGAGCAAUCUCUGUACUGGUGGUGCCCCGAUCCCGCAGCUGAAUCAACAUUAGGAGAUGGUCCUGGCGCUUGCUGGACUUUCUUGGGCGCCCUGAAGCCUUCUUCACAACAAUUGAACCGCUCUCGAUGAUCCGAUAAAUGGUUGAUUUAGGUGCAAUCUUACUGGUAGCAAUAUCCUUGCCUGUGAAGCCCUUUUUGUGCAAAGCAAGGAUGACGGCAUGUGUUUCCUUGCAGGUAACCAUUGUUGACAGAGGAAGAACAAUGAUUCCAAGCACCACCCUCCUUUUGAAGCUUCCAGUCUGUUAUUCGAACUCAAUCAGUAUGACAGAGUGAUCUCCAGCCUUGUCCUCGUCAACACUCACACCUGUGUUAACGAGAGAAUCACUGACAUGUCAGCUGGUCCUUUUGUGGCAGGGCUGAAAUCCAGUGGACAUGUUUUUUGGGUAUUCAGUUCAUUUGCAUGGCAAAGAGGGACUUUGCAAUUAAUUGCAAUUCAUCUGGUCACUCUUCAUAACAUUCUGGAGUUUAUGUAAAUUGUGAAAAUUAAUAUUUGUGUCAUACUCUAAAUAUUUAGCCACGACUAGUUGCUCAGGUACAAGUCAAAUCUCUGAUUAAAGUGUGGCAUUACAACAAUAGAAGAGUUGAUUUCAGCACAUAGUGUGGGACAAGGCUUGGUAGAAGUUGCGCCUCACCACUGUUAAAGGGGCCGACUCCCUCUAGAAUUGGGGAUAGAGCCAUCUGAACCUAGAUCUGUUGCACAGGAGGCUGCUGAGGGGAGGACAGCUCAUAAUAAUGUCUGGAACGGAGCAAAUGUAAUGGCGUCAAACACAUGGAAACCAUGUGUUUGAUGUAUUUGAUACCAUUCCACUAAUUCCGCACCAGCCAUUACCACAAGACCAUCCUCCCCAAUUAUAGUGCAACCUACCUUCUGUGAUCUUUAACCAUUAUUCCUGCAAUUUUUUUUAUUAUGGCCAACAGUGGGGGGUAAUAGUUGGACCUAUUCUGUUAUGGGUAAAACUGGACAAAUUGAGAGAAAAAAAACUAUUUAAAGUAGGCUACUGUAGCUUAAGUGCGGAGGGAAUUAGAUUAAAUUGUAGUAAUAUAACCUGUGCCUACAUGGUGAGGAUAUAAGACCACGCAGUCACAUGUGCUGCAAUGGCUAGCAUCUACCGCCAUGUUGAUCAUGCCUUCUUCCAAUACUGGAUUUUAUUCACAUUUGAUACAAAAUGUUGCAUCACAGAUGUACACAAACUGUAGCAUAAUUAUCUGGUUAACUGUACUGAGAUUAUGAUUGAAGAAUUGGCUAGAUCAAGGCCCUUUAUAACAAGGUAUUUAUCUGAAGCAACCAACAUGGCCUUAGUAUUGGGACCAUCUCAUGUCAAAUGUCAAACUCUUAAGGGUGCUAAUAAAGCAUUUCAAUUGUAAUUAAUGACAUGAAGAUUGGAGAAUAAGCCUAAUGUAAAAUAAUAAAAAAAGAAAUACAUUACGAUAAUUGUAAA